Menidia menidia (Atlantic silverside) is the source of this 11254-nucleotide messenger RNA. The record is from the annotation of a GenBank genome assembly. Lineage: Eukaryota; Metazoa; Chordata; Actinopteri; Atheriniformes; Atherinopsidae.
AUGUGGGUUACUGCCAUGAGGGUUACAAAGAGGCCUGUGGUGGAAUACUGGGAGUGCAGGACGGAACGGCUCAGACAGAUCUGUGACUCGGUGGAGCUUAAUGAAGCUGCUGCCACCCUGCAUGACGCCACCGGAGUUGAACACAUAGAACUGGAGCUGGUCUCCAUCACUGACUGGGAUUUGCUUUUGGCUUGGAAAGACCCUGCGGGUCGGGGGCUGCAGAGGCCUUCUUGUGGGAUUCUACUUACUGAGCUCAUAUUUUUUAUAAUUCAACAACUUCUAUCCCUGCUGCAGGCAGCGCAGGUUUAACCAGGGCUGGGCAUCCUGAAAGAUUAAAACCAGAGGAAUCAGGAUUCACUCUGUGGACUCAGAGGUCAUCCCAAAGGCUAUCUGUGAGGCCAUGUACCAGGCAGCCGUCUCCAAGCAAGCAGACAACACCAUCUCCAGCGGGGUCAUGGAGGAGUCAGAGGUCUGUUCCCUGCCUGGGGGAUUUGCAAGUGUGAGGAAACAAUUUGAGACCCAGGCAACUGCAACAUCCCUCAAUGUUACCCAGUUUCAGUUUCAUCAUAGAGCUGUGCAGGAGACAUCCAACUCAGAAGUGACAGUGUCGAGCAGCAGCAGGCAGGUCAUUCCAGGCAGUCAGCAGCUAGAUUUCGAAGAAACUAUGGUGUCGUACGGUGACAGCCAUCUUGAAACCAGUUAUGAAAACCAUCAAAAUGAAACGGAAGAAGAAGAGUUUCCAAGGUUCACUACAAAAGAGUUGAGGGAUCACUUUGAAAGAACAAUAGAAGAGGCUGCUUCACACAAGCCCAUUAAGAUUGGACGUGACAUCAAUCGAUCUAAGUGGUCCUCAAAUGUGACUCAAAACACCACACUGACUAGCCAGAUGAAUGAUGCAUCCGCUCCGGAGGCCACACAAGGCACGGUUGCCACAGUGAUGGAUGAGGAGGAGUUUCCACCCCCACCGGUUGAAGAUUCUGACUAUCUUCCACCCCCUCCACCAGACUUGCUACAAAUGCCAUUAGACAGGGAAGAUAUUCAAGAGAACUAUUACUCACAUGAGCCUCCUGAGCUAGUGAACCCGCCCAAACACACACUCAACAAGGAGGCUUAUUUCAAGCAAAAGAGUAUGUCUGAGCUCAAACGUCUUUACAAGCACAUUCAUCCUGAGGUCCGUAAGAAUAUUGAAAAAGAGUUUUAUACUGACUAUAAUGACAUUGAGAACAUCCAGAAUGAGAGCCAAACGUACGCGUUUGAAGAGGAUGGCGGCAGUCCCGAUGAUUUCAAUGAAGAGGAAUAUGGGGAAUGGGAGGAGAUUCUCCCCGGGGAGGUGCAAGCAAUGCGCUGGAUGUUUGAAAACAAACCACUGGACACCAUUAAAGAUGAGAUUCGUGAUGAAGACGAGGACAACAAGAAAAUAACCCAACAGGAGAUUAUAAUGGGGAAAGAUGUAAGGCGCACAGCGUGGAUGUUUGAAACGAAGCCGAUAGAUGAGUUGAGCUCACUGAGCACCAAAUCCACAGAAUUUAAGAAUAAAUCCUACAAAUUUGACAAGGGUGAUGUUCGCGCAGCGGCAUGGUUGUUUGAAACCCAGACUAUGGACUCUUUAAACAAAAUGCAUAAGGAGGAGGAUUUAACUAAAGAGAUUGUAUUCACCGAAGAGGAUGGGAAUGCUACCAUUUACAUGAUUGACAAUAGGUUCAUGGAAGGCCUGGGCCACACUGAGACUAUUGAUGAGAGCCAUCUGCUGAGCUUACGGUCAGUGCUGGAGGAAAUCAACGGAGAAGUAAAAACUGUAACGAGUACUUUUGACACUCAGUUUAAAUGUAUCAUCAUGGGACAAUCAAGCCAGAUGCUAGAGGUCACGUCCGUGCGUAAAAUUGAAACCGAGCUGGAGAACUCCAUUGCUUCAAGGUGGCUUUUCGAUACCCAACCUCUGGACAUGACGAACGGAGACCCGGCACCUCUGAAAAUUGUGUGUAGCCUCUCCAUGGAGGACAGCAGUAAAGGAAACUGGGGCAGGUGGUUGUUUGAGAUAAAGACAUUACAUUCUCUCAAUGAGUGGGAAAGUUCACAAAUGGAGACGAAAGAGAUCAUCGGUGCUGAUGUCCGCAAACACUGCUUAGUCUUUGAAACACAGCCAAUGGAUUCUCUAAAGGACGAUUCCAAUGCCAAAUCUCAGUCUAUUGAAGAAAUUAUCGGGGGCAAUGUUAAAUCUGCAAGAAACUUUUUUGAAAGCAGCCCUCAAACAGCCAGAAAGAAUGGCCUUGAGGUCGGAAAACUCAAGAUGCCAACAGUCGAUGAAGAAAUAAAAGGAGAUGUGAGGCACCAGAAGUGGCGUUUUGAGAGUCAGGCUCUGGAGCACAUAAGAGAGGACAAGAAAGAGGUUACCCGGACUGUAAAUGUUGAAGAGGACCUCACACAGGAGGAUGGCACGAGCUGCAGGGCAGACGUUCGCAGGAACUGCUGGGUGUUUGAAACACAGCCAAUGGAUACUUUAAAAGAUGAUUCAAACGCCCGGCCUUUGACAAGAGAGGAGGUUAUUGCAGGCAAUGUGAGAUCAGCCAGGCAUUAUUUUGAAAUGAGUCCAAGUGAUGAGCUGAAAGAGUUGGCAGAGGUGGGCAAACUGAAAAAAACAACAGCACUUAAUGAGGAGAAGGGUGAUGUGAGACAUCAGAAAUGGCGAUUUGAAAGCCAACCUCUGGAGCAAAUCAGAGAGGAAAAGAAAGACGUUAUUCGAACAAUCGACUUGGAAGAAAUUGAUAAAGUGGAUGUGUCUAACUACAAGCACAUUUUUGAGAGUACAGAUUUGAAUAGGAGAAAUGAAGAAAAAACAGUUCAAAUCGACGGCGUAACGUCUGGCUCCGUCAAAUCAAACAAGAACCUGUUUGAGUCGUCCGCAUUGUACGCCAUGCAGGACAGCUCAGGGCACUUCCACGAGGUGAAAACAGUCCGCCGGGAGGAGGUGGUGAAAGGUGAUGUCACAAGCUGCAAAUGGAUGUUUGAAACACGUCCAAUUGAUCAGUUUGAUGAGAGCAUUGAAAAAUACCAAAUCAUUAAAGGCAUAUCCAAACAAGAAAUCGAGUCUGGUGAUGUAAAAACCGCAAAGUGGUUGUUCGAAACGCAGCCUCUUGAUGCUAUCAAGUACUUCAGCAAUAUCGAGGAUGAAGAAACUGUGGCAGUAAGUUCAAAUGUCGAUGUGGUGAAGGGGGAUGUGAAAACCUGUAAGUGGCUGUUUGAAACUAAACCAAUGGACAUCUUGUAUGAAAGAGUGGAGUCAGAAGGUGAAAAUGAAUCUGAGGAAAUGCGUAAGGGAGAUGUCAAAACCUGCACAUGGCUCUUUGAAACACAAGCACUUGACGCCAUCCGUGAUGAUACAGAGACAAUUUUGAAAACAAACACGGUACAGCAAGACGACAUUACGGGAAAGGAUGUGAGAAUGGCUUGUUUUCUCUUUGAAACCGAGAAACUGGAGAAUCUCACCGGGGAGGAGACAGGCUCAUAUAAACGUGUCACAGAGAUAGACAUUGCAUCCGGAGAUGUGUCGAGGAUGAAGUAUAUUUUUGAAAACCAAACAUCAGAUAUCAUGACAUCUACAUCUGAGGAGGUGAUGCAAAAGCUCAAGAGAGUCCAGACGGAGGAAAUGCAAAGAGGAAAUGUUGUUAACUGCAAAUGGAUGUUUGAAAACCAAUCAAUAGAUACCAUACACGACAGCCAAGAAGAAUAUGUGAGCAGCCGCACAGUGAGCGAUGUACAAGGAGGCAAUGUAAACAAAGGUCGUUUAAUUUUUGAGACUUGCUCUUUAGAUACAAUCCGGGAUGAUUCCUCAGAGACUGAGCUGAUGAAAUCACAAAAAAUUGUCCGUGAUGAGGAUGAGAAGGGUGAUGUAAGAAACUACACCAUGAUGUUUGAAACUCAGCCACUUUAUGCCAUUCAGGACAAAGAGGGCCAUUACCACGAGGUCACCACUGUCACCAGUGAAGAGAUUAAACAGGGGAAUGUCAUUGGAACCCGCUGGUUGUUUGAAACCAAGCCACUUGAUGCUAUUAAGGACACCGAUGAGGUUUAUAUAAUUAAAUCAGUCACACAACAAGAUAUGCAGAAAGGAGACGUUACAUCUGCCAAGUGGAAAUUUGAGACUCAACCUCUUGAUAUGAUCGCUGAAGAAAAUAAGGUAUUAAUAAAAACUGUGGAUGACAUUCAAGGGGGCAAUGUGAGUGUGAAUAAGCACCGUUUUGAGACCGACAGCUUGUCUCAGGGAUCAGUAAGGACAGUGAAUGUAAGUGAAAUACAAAAAGGUGAUGUCAGGACUGCAAAGUGGAGAUUUGAAACACAAUCCAUUGACAAAAUAAGAAGCAUGAGCUCUGAGAAUCUUAUAGAAACCGUUAAAAAGGAAGAGGUCGCAAAGGGAGAUGUUAGAAAUUCAGUUUGGCUUUUUGAGAAAAAUCCUCUUGACCACAUUAAAGAGGCAGAUGAAGAAGUGGACACAACAGUAACACCAGAGGAGAUUCCCACAGCAGAUGUGAAGACAAAAACGUGGCUCUUUGAAACCACACCAUUUGACGACUUCAGUGAGACAAAAAUAGAAAAGACUGAAAUACUGGGUAAAAGUGUAAAGGGAACCCUGGAAGAACUUUACAGUCAGAAAAUGGUGAGGUCAAAGGGUGUACUAAUUGAAGCUGAUGAAAUUGGUGACAUAAGGAUGGCAAAAUACCAGCUGAUGAAUAAGCAAGCUCCAGAGAUUCAACGAGAGGAAGUCAUCAGAGGAGAUUUACAGACUAUCAUGAUGAACCUGCUGAACAGACAGGAAACAAAUGAGCAGCAGAUAGUCAUAGACUCAGAAGAAAAGGGUAACAUCAGUUCCACAGUGCAACAACUAUUCAGUCAAGAGAGCGCCAGCAACAUUGAAAAGGAGGAAAUAUUGCGUGGUGACAUCCAAGAAGCCAUAAACAACCUCUUCAAUGAGAACGGGGACGCGAAACAUGGAAUACUCAUCCAGGAAGAUGAAAAAGGAGAUGUGCAGAUGACAAUGUAUUCCCUACUUCAUAAACAUGACAAUGUUAAUGUGGAAAAAGAGGACAUUGUAAAAGGGGACAUAAAGAGUGCUCUGGAAAGGCUGUCAAGCCCGGACAAUCUAGAUCAGACAGUGAAAAUAAAGAUAGAUGAGACUGAGAAAGGAAAUGUCAACUUUUACUCUACAUGCAUUGAAAGUGGGGCUCUCGAUUACCUCAAACAGCUCCAUUUAGGACCAGAUGAAACUCCUUCCGACAGAGUGCAAAAAGAGGAGAUUAUUGGUGGUGAUAUCGAGGGCACCAAGCACAUCCUUGGCCAUAAUCAAAUGCAAAUUGAGCGUACAGUAGAGGAUGUCAUACCAGGAGAUGUUCACAACACAGUGAAAGUGUUCAUGUCAGAGCCAGCCAUUUCUCUAGAAAGAAUCCAAAGGGAGGAGAUUGUCAAGGGGGAUUUAAGGGCUGCUUUGACAUCACUGUCAGAAUCAGCGAAUCAGUCGGUCAUUGUGGAGAAAGAAGAGGUGGUGAAAGGUAACAUCCCAAAAGCUCUGCGGUGUUUAGAGAGGGCUCAGAGACGUCAGAAAGAAGUGGAGAAACCAGACAUUGUACCAGGAAACAUUAGAGGCGCCCUGAGAUCUCUUGAGAAAUCAGCAUCAUCCAGAGUUGAAGCAGUUGUUGAGGAUUUAGUUCCUGGCGAUGUGAAGGCCACACUCAAGUCUUUGGAACUGGCAAAGCAAACGGUGAGGGAAAUAGAAAGGGAAGAAAUUGUUAGGGGGGAUAUUCAAAUAGCAAAGCAAAAUCUGCAGGAUGCCUCCAGUGAGAAAAGGAAAUGUCAACAGGAGAUUGAUGUUCAGGGAGACGUCAGAGGGACGAUUCAGCUUUUCAUGGAGCCACCCUCUUCACCAAGGAUGCAGAGGAGCUCCAGCUUUGAAGGUGAUGUAAAGGGUGACAUCAAAAUGUCCAUUAAGUCUCUGUAUGAGUCACAGGAGCAAAUGCAACUGGAGAAAGAAGAGGUGAUCAAAGGUGACGUUAAAGGGACUAUUAAAUCGCUGCUGGAAACAGCACAGCGUGAAACCCCUAAAGUCAGGCAUGGAGCUUACAGAAGAGUCAAAGUGAAGCAGAGCCCUCCAGUGAAAAACCUCAACACCGAUGCACAAAGGAACGUACAAAAGAUCAAAACAGCCAAACAACUUGAGGUAUCUACUGAGAAGCAUUCUAAUGAAGCUGAAACUGUUACAGUAAAGUCAUGCACUGUGGAGAAGUCAUCCCAGAAAUCAAGUGUGGUAGAACAUAAGACUAUUACCCAAAACCACGGCAUCAAAACCGUCAAAACGGAAUUUCGUAAUCUGAAAUCGAACCCGAAGGGGAUGAUAAAACUGGGCAAAACCAAGGUGAGCACCGAUGUUUUCAUGUUAAAGCCAGAAACACCAGAGCCUGAUCUACCCCUCCCGCCGCCUCCACCCCUGAUGGACAGCGACCUACUCCCGCCUCCUCCCAGCCCUCUUCCUCCUUCACCUGAAACUGACAUUGAUCACCUACCUCCUCCUCCUCCUCCUCCCCCGCUGGCAGCUGAGCAGGACUUCCUCCCACCUCCUCCAUCUCAACAAGAGCUGGAUAACAUGCCGGCCAUUCAUCCUUCACCAACGCAAGCAAAGAGGAUGACAGUUAAAAAGGUGAAAGCUCCUGCUUUACAUCCAGUUCCAAAGCUGGAGCCCAAAGUGGAAUUCAGCAAAACACAAGAGAUGAAGGCAACAUCUGCAAAAAGUGUUGAAAUACAACAAGAACAAUUCAAAACCACCACGCAUGUGUCAAAAACGGUUUCCUGUGAAAUGCCUCCACCACCAGAGUCGCCGCGACCUUUCAAGAAAGUUUACGUUUCUCCCGUGAAAUUCACUCCGCCUCCUUCUCCACCUCCUUUCAUGAGAGGGAAAAUGAGUAAAUUUAACACACCAUUAAUGAAGGCAGAAGAAAAGUUUCGGAAGCUAAAAGAGGACAGCACACCUCCCAGCACUCCUCCUCCCACUUUCAUCCAUGACUCUGUGAGUGCUGCUCUUGAAAUGCUUUCCACUAAAGAGCAGUCAAAUUACGAGGGCUCAGAAAUCAUGCUGGAGAGAGGUGAAUCAUUUGAUUUAUCCAAGCAGGUCGUAGCCUCCAAUACCACACAGAGCAAAGCCAGCACUCAACAUGGCCAAACAAUUGUGGAUUCUACUAUUAAAACCUCUGCUAAACAACAUACUGUAUCCAGUGAAACUUCUAAAGUUGUCUCCAUUCAGAAGACCUCGUCUGUGUCCGCUGUGAGACAGCACACACAAACCAGCACGCAGAAAACUGUUUCUGUUUCCUCCACACAGUCUGCUCAGUCUGUCGCGUCUGACAGAGUCCAGGCCUCAAUCACUGAUGCCACAAAAAGCGAAAACACGACUGUACAAGCAAAGAAAGACUCCAAAAGUCAUAAAGCUAUAAGCUCCAACAAAUCUGAAGACAAAAUAGAGAAUCAAACUUCUGCUCAAAAGGUUAAGCCAGAAUCAGAGAUAAUUCAAUUAUCUCAUGACCUUUCUGGGAAAGAAAAUGCCACCUCAGGUAAAAAUGAGGAAUCCAAAUCACCACAUUAUAAUAAUAAGAAGAAAAAUGAUGAUUCUCCUUCCGAAAGCCAUGAAAAUGUUUCCAAUCAGCCAGUGCAAACAGAGAAGGCUGCAGCCAAUGCAAAUGGAAAAUCAGGCAAACAAAACCAAAAGGUGAAAAAGAACAAUAAACAAGAAAAGCAAGGGGAGGUAAAAAUGCCCUGUGAGAGUGGCAAGCUGAGUGUUUCACAGGUUUUGAAAGAGGAGGUGAAAGAAACAGCAGAGUUAAAGCAGAGAAUAAUGAAAGUCAUUCUGUCUCCUCCUCCUGCUCCUGCUGCUCAGAUUGCUGCACCUGUAAGUAACACCAGCAACCAGCCAGAGACUCCAGCCCCCACAAAAAAGAAAAAGAAAUCGAAAAAGGCGAGGGGGGCUGCACAGUCAGGUCAAGGGAAAGAUGCCGUCUCAGAGUCAAAGACAGAAACGACGGAGAAGAAAACUCAUCAGGCUCAGGAAACAAGCACAUUUACCAAAAUUCACAAAAGCGUAAAAGAGGAGCACGUUCAGAUCAAGAGAGAAGUUAUCACAGCGGACAGCAUGGACACUCAGAAGAAUGUGAAGAAACUGGCAGACAACGCAAAGGAGAAGCAUGAACCGGAGCCAGGCAUGGCUGCUUCUGGUCCUUCACCAGCAAUAACCAGGAUCAGCAUCGGCUCGGACAAAACUGAAAACCAAACCCAAAAAGAUCCUGAAGGCGGAAGAGAAGAGGUCAGUCUGCCCAAGUCUGUCGACCUUCGAGCUCCCUCGCCGUCCCUCAGGAUGCGCUCACCGUCGCCGACAUUUAUCACCAUCGAGUCCACACGGCGAACCGACUCUCCCCAGAGAGUUACUCCGUCUCCUACCCUGUUGUACAGGCCCCCCACGCCUCCGACCCCGCCUCCACGCAGGUGCGACACGCCGACGUCCCGCCUCACCAGAAUCACGCCCUCUCCAACUUUUGACAGGGCGGAAAAUCUGGCCCGGCUGAAAGACACCACAGCCAAACUCUCACGUGGCGUCACCCCACCCCCGCUGUUCAGCAGUCAGAUCCAGGAGAAGAAGUCGGAGAUUGUGGAAUCGCCUGCAUCGUUCCAUCGACAAAUCAAAGUUGAUUCGGAGGUUGUGGAGGCCUCGGGGACACUGAGCCAUCAGCAACCGGCCCAAAGUGAUGAGAAUCUUGUCGAAUCUUUCGACGAUCCCGAACCAUCUUCUGCUUCUGUUAAAGAAAAAAGAGAGUUCUUUGAAGAGGCUCGAAAAGCUGAAAUGAACAAGAUCUAUGUGCGUAAGGAACCCAUCAGUAUCCCUGAACGACUGGGCCCAGAGGCAGAGGACUCCGAGGCAGAAAACAAGAAAAAAGAAUGCCAAGAGCUUCCCACGGCAGACUUGCCCAGCCUAUUAAACAAAUUUGAUUCUUCGGAAGAGACGCCGUAUGGCUUUCACAAUGACAACGAAAGCACAGGGUGUGACAAAGAGACAGAGGACACCCUCCAACAGGAAAUGUCUGCUUUUGACAUCCACGCUGUUAAAAAUGCUUUUGAGCUGGGUGAGAAAAGUCCUUCCCUAAAAGAGGAGAAUAAGGAUCAGGAAGAGUUCAUGCCAAGCCUGAGUGAAACAACGGCGGACACUUCAAAGCGAGAGAAGCCCCAAGAGGCAAAGGGAGGCUCCAGGCAGAGCACCCCGCUCCCUCCAAAACAAAGCGAGGCUAAUAGUGUCCAAGCACAACCAUCAGGCUUCUCUGAAACCGAAUCAAUCACAGAACAUUUCUCAAAUGUUGAUGAAUUUGGUAACGAGGUCACGGGGAAAGUGACUUCCGUCACCAAGCGCUCUGAGAGUACGUCCACCCAGCAGGUUCCCUUCUCCUACGCCGAUGCAGUGAAGAGGAAAGCUGCGAGGCGAACAGAAAGCUAUGACGAAGACGCCACAGAUAAGCUGCUGAAGAAUUUCCAUAAAACGUGGACAGAGAGCGAGGCAGUUUUCAAGAACCUUGGCUACACUGUUUGCGAGGAGACGACGUCACAAGCCAUGACACAUCACACGAAGAUUGUUUCAUCGGGUUCGAGUCCCGAAGUCCGAGCUCUGUAUGGUAUGUCGGAGGAGAGCUUAUCCGAUGGAUGCUCUGAUAGUGGACAAAAAAAAGUACCAUAAAUCCUGUUUCCGCUGCGAGCACUGCAGAAAUAAAUUAAGCUUGGGAAAUUAUGUCUCUCUCCAUGGACAUUUUUACUGCCUACACCAUUAUAAACAACUCCUCAAGUCCAAAGGGAAUUACGGAGAUGGACUUGGGCAGAAACCUCCAGCUGGAAGUGGUGGACCUGUGCCCUUAGAUGAAAAACUUGAAUGGAGAUAUUCCAUGAGCAGCAUUAAUUCAGUAGAAAAAAUCCACAGAGGUGAACAUGAAAUGACAAAAAAACUUGAUGAAAGUAAACAACAAAGCAACAAAAUCUCUGUAGUUUGGCCCCCACAGGCCGAUCCCCCAAAGAAAGUCUUUCAAAUAGAGGAAGAUAUUCAGUUAACUAAACCACAGUGGCCUCCUCCAGAUAACUCCCCAACAUCUCCCAAACUGCAGCACAGAAAGGCUGUACCCAGAAGCGUCCUUUGAAAUCAAAUCUCCCAUGUGCAGAGUUUAGUCAAAUACAUUCAAAGACGGAGUACAAAAGGCCCAAUGUAUCAUAAGACUUUGGAAAAGAACGGUUCGGUUGGUUCAAUGAAGAAAGUGUUUGAUUGAAGGUCAUGUGCUCGAGUGAUCUAAAAGUGAAAGACAACAGGUUAGAGAGUGAAAGGAAACUGUAUAUGCUUGAGAAAGAUUUGGGAAAGCAAGUCAUGAAAGAAAGAGCAAGAAACGUAGACGUGAAAUUGUAGAAAGUGGAAACAGACCUGAAGCAGUGUGUCAGGACCUUUUCCAAAGUGUAAUUUUCCAUUCACUGCAGAUGGUCUUCAUCUUGGUUUUUCCUGAUGAUUAGAAGUCAGGCUGAUGUACCUGUUAGCAUUUUUCUUAUAAACCUGUUUUUAGCAAGUGAGUCCUCAUUGUGACCCAUCAUUACCAGAAACAGGUUUAUGACAAAUUUUGGGAUUUUUGAAAAAAUAACAAGUACAAGAUCCAGUCAUAGCGUAAUUUGCCUUUAACUCAACUGGAAGUCCAAUCUCUGUAGGUUCUAUACACUGAAACCACAAAGCAAAGCAUUCGUCCAUGAUGUCAUAUAUGAUCCCCUUUCAUGUUCAUUCUGAAGUUAAUUGGUUUAUCAAAGUCUCCACUUUUAUAAUAAUCAAUGCUGGUUCAAUAAAACUGUCACAGUCUGUUGUCUCUACGUUUGUAAUAUUUUGUCAGGAUUAUCUUGCAACUUUACAUUUUUUAAUUUUCCUUUUCUUUGCACCUGGUGUGCAGACUACUCAAACCAUCUUGGAAUCCUGUUAUUUAUUAUAUUGAAAGUAAAUAAUAUAAACAAGUGAAUUGGUAAUUACCAUGUUUGUUGUAGACAUUUGUAUCCUAUUGUGAACAACAAAUAUUUUGCAAUGAAGAAUUUUAUUUUUUAGAUUUGAUUUGACAUUGAACCUUGUAUUGUAGAAGAACAUUUCUGAUUAUGUCACGCUGUCAGGCUGGUUCACUUACUAUAUGGCAGAUUUAAGGGCAAUAAAAUGAUCAAUUUCAUUGGG